This is a messenger RNA of Triticum urartu, 1543 nucleotides long. The record is from RefSeq and is a predicted model, not a curated record. Lineage: Eukaryota; Viridiplantae; Streptophyta; Magnoliopsida; Poales; Poaceae.
UCCCCCCAAAUCCGCCGCCCGACCAAAAACCCUCGCCACGACCCACUCCACCUCCGGCGGCAUGGAGCGCCCGGCGGCGGGCGCCUCCUACCAGCGGUUCCCGCGUGUGCGGAUCCGCGAGCUGAGGGACGAGUACGCCAAGUUCGAGCUCCGCGACACCGACGCGAGCAUGGCCAACGCCCUCCGCCGCGUCAUGAUCGCGGAGGUCCCCACCGUCGCCAUCGACCUCGUCGAGAUCGAGAGCAACUCCUCCGUGCUCACCGACGAGUUCAUCGCGCACCGCCUCGGCCUCAUCCCGCUCACCUCCUCCGCCGCCAUGUCCGCCAUGCGCUUCUCCCGCGACUGCGACGCCUGCGACGGCGACGGCUCCUGCGAGUACUGCUCCAUCGAGUUCCACCUCGCCGCCCGCGCCACCGACUCCGGCCAGACGCUCGAGGUCACCGCCAUGGACCUCCGCUCUACCGACCCCAAGGUCUGCCCCGUCGACCAGGCCGACGCCGCCGGUGACAGCAGGCAAGUCGAUCGCGCUCUCCAUUACGGCCCAUUGGGCAUAUUAAUUGUAAAGCUGCGUUGUGGGCAAGAGCUGCGUCUUCGAGCAAUUGCUAGGAAGGGAAUUGGAAAGGACCAUGCCAAAUGGUCUCCAGCUGCUACUGUGACCUUCAUGUAUGAGCCUGAUAUAUGUAUUAAUGAAGAGCUCAUGGAGACACUUACACUUGAGGAAAAACAAAGCUGGGUGGAGAGCAGCCCUACCAAAGUAUUUGACAUUGAUCCUGUCACCCAACAGGUGACGGUUGUGGAUCCGGAGGCAUACACAUACGACGAUGAGGUGAUCAAGAAAGCAGAGGCCAUGGGGAAGCCAGGACUGGUGGAGAUCAACGCCAAGGAGGACAGCUUUGUGUUCACCGUGGAAACGACCGGCGCCAUCACGGCUUAUGAGUUGAUCAUGAAUGCUAUCACGGUCCUGAGGCAGAAGCUGGACGCCAUUCGCCUACAAGAUGACGACGGCGAUCUUGGCGAGCUCGACGCCCACCUUGUUGGAGGCUAACCGUCUGGUUCUCUGGAAAAGAAAUCGCUGGUUGUAAGUGUAGGCUCGUCUGACUAUGGUGUUUGUGGCAAGAUGUAAUGGAUGAUGCCUCCUUUGAUCUUGGAACGGAUGCCUCUUUUGAUAUCCAGUGCCAAAAUUCUAGUGGAUGAACAGUGAUGAAUGCAGGGGAGAAGCAAAAUGCAGCCUGAUGAAUGCAACUACUCUGUCUACAAUCAAGCACACAUUUACAUUUGAGUAAUUAACUCGCCCUAAAUUAUUCAAAUCAGUCCAGGACUCCAGGUGAAUAACAAUAAAUGACUAGUGAACAUCCAUCUACUCCAGAGGCAUACACAUCUAGAUACAUUCAUGAAUGCCUUUAGAACUAAAAUACAUCUCUGAAAAAGAAAUGGAUGUAUUUAGAACUAAAAUACAUCUAGAUACAUUCAUGCCUGCGACAAGUAAUUCGGAACGGAGGGAGCAUGUCUGAAACACAUUCAAACCAAUUAACCAAUCCAGGAU